AUGCUGUACAUACUAGUGGUGUGCUUGUUCAAUCUACAGCCCAGUGAUGGUACGCUGUGCUACAAUGGUACAUUGAGCUUCAGGCAUUUCGGCGAAGAUCCGCUGACGGCUCCCCCCCUGUUCAGCUCGGCGCGGGACCGUGCGCGCCUGCGCUGUGCACUCACGGUCAAGUGCGAUGAGAACGCGAUGUGCUUCGUGCGGUCGUGGUCUGCGCGGGGUGUGCACGCGUGGAUCGUGCAGCGCGGCUGCUACUCGCCUCCCUCCACCGACCCUCUGCUGCGGGAGAUGGUCACUCCCACUAGAGCCAUGACGUGCAAGGAGGAGAGGUUGCCAGAGGCGGAGUACAAGGUAUGUCUGUGUAAAGCGGACUGGUGCAACUCCGCGAUGCAUGACAAAUAUCACACACGUCGGACACAAUUUAUAUUGCUAUCAAGCACAGUGCUGGUCCUUCGAGUAGGAAUAUUGGAUGUGUGACGGUAAAUUGUGAUAUGCUAUAAAUUUUCAUUUUAUAAUUUUGAUAAAUUUUUAAUUUAUAAGACUUGA
Molecule: messenger RNA, 543 nt
Organism: Aricia agestis (brown argus)
Lineage: Eukaryota; Metazoa; Arthropoda; Insecta; Lepidoptera; Lycaenidae
Exons: 3
Coding region: 1-474 (157 amino acids)
Cellular component (GO): membrane
Molecular function (GO): transmembrane receptor protein serine/threonine kinase activity
Source: RefSeq, a predicted model, not a curated record